Raphanus sativus (radish) is the source of this 1142-nucleotide messenger RNA. RefSeq names its product PLASMODESMATA CALLOSE-BINDING PROTEIN 3-like. The transcript has 3 exons. The record is from RefSeq and is a predicted model, not a curated record. The coding region runs from base 256 to 780 and encodes 174 amino acids. NCBI's taxonomy places the organism in Eukaryota, Viridiplantae, Streptophyta, Magnoliopsida, Brassicales, Brassicaceae.
CUGUUCCCUUUUUUCUCCUUAAAAGGUUUAUACAAUUUGCUUAAAAAGAAGAGAUUACUAGUUAGAACUUAGAACUUUGCAACCAAUCAAUUUUCAAGGUUUUUAUAAUAUUUAUCAAACACCUUUUAUCUUCAAAAAGCUCUACAUCUUCUCUCUAAAGCCAUCAUCUUAGUUUUGGCGUCUGCCUGGUUGUUGGUCGACGGUCAAAGUCUAUUUUGUGCUUCCCCUAAAGAUCGAUCUUAAGACUUCAUCAUCAUGAUGAGAGUGUUUCUAGGUCUCUUGCUUCUCUUGGCCUUGACCACAUCUUCAAGUGCAAUUUACUGUCUCUGCAAAGAUGGAAUAGGAGAGAAAGAGCUCCAAACAGCAAUAGACUAUGCAUGUGGAAGCUUAGCAGAUUGCAACCCAAUCCAUGAUAACGGUCCUUGUUACCAACCAAACACCAUCAAAAGCCACUGUGAUUGGGCUGUUAACAGCUACUUUCAGAAAGCAGCUCAGGUCUCUGGAAGCUGUGAUUUCUCCGGAACUGCCGCUACAAGUCAAAACCCACCUUCCAAUUUGGUUACUGGUUGCAUAUAUCCUUCAAAUGCAUCCACAACAUCAUCAACGGGAACAACUCUGACAAACGGAACUACUCUUGCGUUUGGUCCAACCGGAACCGGAGGCUUUCCAGGAAAUGGUGCUUCCAGUUUGAUCAUUUCCCCUGUUCUAACACUCUGUUUCUCAUCAUCACUAGUGUUUCUAUGGGGUUCUGAUGUAAGGCUGGGAUUUAGCCACGUGUAGAGAGACAAGGAAAUCCACUUAUAUGGGUUCGUUUUUGAUUCUCUUUUGGGUGGAGAAAGAAGCUUAGUUGUUUGCUGUGGUUUUUUUCUCUGUUCUUCCAUAAAAUAUGUGAAGGUUGGUUUAAUUUUUUGGAAUAUUUUAGUUUUUUUUAUCGGGACUCGUCUUUAUCACAUUUCCUUUGUUUUACAUUUACAAUAAGACUCUUAUUGGAGCCUUGAGUUAAGAAAAACCUUACAAAUUUUAGUAAAGAAUAGUCAACAGCAACAUUGCCAACUCGUGGGUUGUGUAAAAAUAUCAUUUUAAUACUAGUAUGCAAAAUGAUUUUUUUGAUCAAUCAUAAACUAAAGAAAUGGAGAGAGAUG